This is a messenger RNA of Chrysochloris asiatica (Cape golden mole), 3795 nucleotides long. It is a transcript of the gene MTMR3, whose product is annotated as myotubularin related protein 3. Bases 1 to 3756 code for a protein of 1251 amino acids. Gene Ontology annotation, biological process: regulation of autophagy. The transcript is spliced from 19 exons. Gene Ontology annotation, molecular function: phosphatidylinositol-3,5-bisphosphate 3-phosphatase activity; protein phosphatase binding; phosphatidylinositol-3-phosphate phosphatase activity. NCBI's taxonomy places the organism in Eukaryota, Metazoa, Chordata, Mammalia, Afrosoricida, Chrysochloridae. The record is from RefSeq and is a predicted model, not a curated record.
AUGGCAGCAAUUGCUGUCAUUUCUUGGGUAGUAAAGGGAAAGAAAGAGCCCCCUACGGAUCUUGAUUUAAGGGAAAGAAGAACUUUGCCAGACACUGAAGGGACGGGGAUCUCUCCUCCUAAUCUGGGCUUCCUGACAUGGUUUUGGCUUUUUCAGGAUGAAGAGACUCGGCACAGCCUUGAGUGCAUCCAGGCCAAUCAGAUCUUUCCCAGGAAGCAGCUGAUCCGGGAGGAUGAGAAUCUUCAGGUUCCUUUCCUUGAACUUCAUGGAGAGAGCACAGAAUAUGUGGGCCGUGCUGAAGAGGCCAUCAUUGCGCUUUCUAAUUACAGACUUCACAUCAAGUUCAAGGAGUCACUUGUAAAUGUUCCAUUACAGCUUAUAGAAAGUGUUGAAUGCCGAGACAUAUUUCAACUUCACUUGACUUGCAAAGACUGCAAAGUUAUCAGGUGUCAGUUCUCAACCUUUGAGCAGUGUCAAGAGUGGCUUAAGCGAUUGAAUAAUGCAAUACGACCACCAUCUAAAAUAGAAGAUCUCUUCUCAUUUGCAUACCACGCGUGGUGCAUGGAAGUCUAUGCUAGUGAAAAAGAGCAACAUGGGGACCUGUGCCGACCAGGGGAGCAUGUAACGGCAAGGUUUAAAAAUGAAGUGGAGCGGAUGGGUUUUGAUAUGAAUAACGCCUGGAGGAUUUCCAACAUCAAUGAGAAGUACAAGUUAUGUGGUAGCUAUCCACAGGAGCUCAUAGUGCCUGCCUGGAUCACUGACAAAGAACUGGAAAGUGUAGCAAGCUUCAGGUCAUGGAAACGCAUCCCUGCUGUUGUUUACAGGCACCAAAGCAAUGGAGCAGUCAUCGCCCGCUGUGGACAGCCAGAGGUCAGCUGGUGGGGCUGGCGAAAUGCAGAUGAUGAACACCUAGUACAGUCAGUAGCCAAAGCUUGUGCCUCUGACUCCCGAUCAAGUGGCAGCAAGCUGUCAACUAGGAACAGUUCUCGAGACUUGCCCAAUGGGGGAGAUCUUUCUGAUGUGGACUUUGAUUCUUCUCUGUCAAAUACUUCAGGAGCAGAGAGUUUAGUUAUCCAACCACAGAAGCUUUUAAUCCUGGAUGCACGGUCUUACGCAGCAGCCGUGGCAAACCGAGCCAAAGGUGGAGGCUGUGAAUGCCCAGAGUAUUACCCGAACUGUGAAGUAGUGUUUAUGGGGAUGGCAAACAUUCAUUCUAUUCGGAGGAGCUUCCAGUCCUUGCGGUUGCUGUGUACACAGAUGCCAGAUCCGGGAAAUUGGCUCUCUGCUCUUGAAAGCACAAAAUGGCUCCAUCACCUGUCUGUGCUUCUGAAGUCGGCACUUCUGGUGGUGCAUGCUGUGGAUCGUGAUCAGCGACCGGUGCUGGCUCACUGUUCAGAUGGUUGGGACCGGACCCCCCAGAUUGUGGCAUUGGCUAAACUAUUGCUCGAUCCUUAUUACCGAACCAUAGAGGGUUUCCAGGUUCUUGUGGAGAUGGAGUGGCUGGAUUUUGGCCACAAGUUUGCUGACCGGUGUGGUCAUGGGGAGAACUCGGAUGAUCUGAACGAGCGUUGCCCAGUAUUUCUGCAGUGGCUUGACUGUGUUCAUCAGCUUCAGAGGCAAUUUCCUUGCUCUUUUGAGUUCAAUGAAGCAUUCCUUGUGAAACUGGUGCAGCACACCUAUUCCUGCCUCUUUGGAACAUUCCUGUGCAACAACGCCAAGGAGAGAGGAGAAAAGCAUACUCAGGAACGGACCUGUUCUGUGUGGUCGCUUCUUCGGGCAGGCAACAAGGCUUUCAAAAACCUACUGUAUUCUUCUCAGUCAGAAGCCGUGCUGUACCCAGUGUGCCAUGUGCGUAAUCUGAUGCUGUGGAGUGCAGUGUACCUGCCUUGCCCAUCCCCCUCCACCCCUGUGGAUGACAGCUGUGCACCUUACCCGGCCCCAGGCACCAGCCCUGAUGAUUCACCCCUGAGCCGGCUACCAAAGACUAGAUCAUUUGACAAUCUGACCACAGCCUGCGACAAUACAAUGCCUCUGGCCAGCCGGCGUAGUAGCGACCCGAGCUUGAAUGAGAAAUGGCAAGAGCAUCGGCGCUCGCUGGAACUGAGCAGCCUGGCUGGCCCUGGGGAAGAGCCACUGGAGGCUGACAGUCCAGGGAAGCCAGCCAAAGUGCUGGGGGGCGCUGAGCUCUCGGUUGCAGCUGGAGUGGCUGAGGGGCAAAUGGAGAACAUUUUGCAAGAGGCCUCCAAAGAGGAAAGUGGGACUGAGGAACCUGUCCACAGGGGGGAUGCUGAGAUACAGGAGGUGAAAGAAGAGGCUCUCUCAGAAAUAAUGGAGAACAGGAGGAAGAUGCUGGAGGGCUCAGCCUUUGCAGUUUAUAACGAGCCAGAGCUGGAUGAUGCUCCAGUCACAGAUCUGUCUGUGUUCUCACAGACUCCUCAACAGCCAGGUGGGCACAGUGUUCUCGUCAGUCCACUCCAGGAACCCCUUGUGGGAGAGGACUUGAAGGUGAGCACAGUGGAGCAGCCUCAAGCAGGCAGUAUUCCAGAGGACAGGGAGCAGGAAACAGUUCUUCCAGUCGCAGUAGAUGUAAAAGUUGGUUCUGGUACCUCACAGUCAAGUUCUCUGCUGCACUCCCAAGUCCCAUUUGAGAUCCCAGGACCAAAUGUGGACAGUUCCAUGGAUGUAUUAAUGGAAGAUAAGGUGAAGUCAGAAGAUGGGCCCCAAGGCCAUCAUAGACCUUGCUUGGUAAACAGUGGCAGAUUCAGUGGUAAGGACAUGGUUGCCCAAGCCAUGGAGCCCACGAUUUUGGAGAGGAGCCUGGCUGAGAGGCCCCCAGUGGGGUCUGAGGCGCACAGAACUUCCCCUGGUCGCACUCACAGCCCAACACGUUCCCUUUGUGCCUUGCCUUUAGAUGAAUGUAGAGAGGGGCUUCUUGUGGUAUGCAAUGGUGCCCCAGAAUCUGAGAACAAGGCCUCAGAACAUCCCACAGGGCUUAGCACUCUGCAGAAGUAUCCCACACCCAAUGGGCACUGCGCCAAUGGUGAGGCUGGUAGGAGCAAGGACUCCUUGAGCUGCCAGCUCUCUACUAUGAGCUGCAACUCCACCCACUUACACUCGAGGAAUCUGCCCCACAAGUGGCUGCACAGCCACUCGGGAAAGCUGUCUGUGGCCAGCAGCCCUGAGCAGCCUUCUCGCAGCCACCUAGACGAUGACGGUAUGCCUGUCUACACGGACACUAUCCAACAGCGACUGCGUCAGAUUGAGUCAGGCCAUCAGCAGGAAGUGGAGACCUUGAAGAAGCAAGUCCAGGAGCUGAGGAGUCGCCUGGAGAGCCAGUACCUGACUAGCUCCUUACGUUUCAAUGGGGACUUUGGGGAUGAAGUGACUUCAAUUCCCGACUUGGAAAGCAAUCUGGAUCAGAACUGUUUGUCUCGCUGCAGCACAGAGAUUUUCUCUGAAACCAGCUGGGAGCAGGUGGAUAAACAGGACACGGAGAUGACCCGUUGGCUCCCUGACCACCUGGCCGCCCACUGCUAUGCGUGUGACAGUGCCUUCUGGCUCGCCAGCAGGAAGCACCACUGCAGGAAUUGUGGGAACGUAUUCUGCUCCAGUUGUUGCAACCAGAAGGUUCCAGUUCCCAGCCAGCAGCUCUUCGAGCCCAGCCGAGUGUGCAAGUCUUGCUACAGCAGCCUACAUCCCACGAGCUCCAGCAUCGACCUUGAACUGGAUAAACCCAUUGCUGCCACUUCAAACUGAAUCUUAGGUGAUCUGGGCUGGAGGCUAAGCUGCUGAUCC